AUCCCCUGGUUACGAGAUGAAUCGUUGGUUAUUGGUUUUUGCGGCGUUAGCGGUUUUUGCUUCGGCUUCAGCCGACUCAACAAAGAAGGUUGUAUGCUACUACGGUAGCUGGGCUGGUUAUCGAAAUGGUGAUGGCAAAUAUGACAUCUCACAAAUGGAUUCGACACUUUGCACUCAUAUGAUCUAUGGCUUUGUCGGCAUCAAUUCGGAUGGCAGCAUCAGAGUUUUAGAUGCAUGGAAUGAUCUUGCAGACAAUUAUGGCUUGGGCGGUUUUAAAAAAUUCGGCGAUCUUCGUAAGAAGAGCCCCAGCACUAAAAUGAUGGUCGCUAUCGGUGGAUGGAAUGAGGGAUCUUCUACAUUCUCUACUGUCGCCGGCAGUUCAACUCUUCGUCAAAAAUUCGCCAAGAACGCCGCUGAAUUUUUGGACAAACAUGGUUUCGAUGGCUUCGAUAUCGAUUGGGAAUACCCGAACCAGCGUGGUGGAAAAGAAGCAGACAAAAAAAACUUUGUGGAAAUGCUCAAGGCUGUCAAAACCGAAUUAAAAAAAAAAGGAAAGAUUCUUAGUAUUGCCGUUGGUGCUGCCGAGUCACUUGCCACGUUGUCUUAUGAUCCAAUCUCCCAAAUAGCCGCAAAUGUGGACUUUAUCAACCUUAUGACAUACGAUCUCCACGGUACUUGGGACGGCGUCACUGGUCACCACGCUGGGCUUUAUUCGCCCACGAGCGGAGACAAGCUCAACGUUCACGCAGCCGUACUCUAUUGGUUGAAGAAGGGUUGCCCACCUGAGAAACUAAUCCUUGGAGUACCAUUCUACGGUAGAGCCUUCACUCUUUCCAAUAGUAACAAUAAUGGCAUUGGAGCUCCUUCCUCUGGACCAUCUUUAUCCGGCCCGUAUACUCAAGAGGGUGGCUAUCUUGGAUACAAUGAGAUUUGCACAAAAUUGAAGGAGGGAGGCUGGACUGUUAUACAUGGUAAUAAGGAAAAAUCUCCUUAUGCUUACAAGGGCAAUCAGUGGGUUGGCUAUGAAGAUGAACAAUCUAUUAAAGUAAAAGCUGAUUACGUCAAAGAAAAAGGUCUCGGAGGCCUAAUGACAUGGAGUAUCGAUACUGAUGACUUUAGAGGAAUUUGCGGUACAAAGAACCCUCUACUGAAAGCAAUGAACUUAGUGAGGAAAUAAGUUCUGGUAGAAUCAAGAUAAAUCGACCAAGAAACUACCGCAAACGAUGCAAUUAUAAUAAACAAUGCCUUCAUCUGUGACCACACCUUUCAGUAGUAUUUGCAAGAAAAAUGAUUACAAUUUGCGAUAAAUAAAGUUACGAUAUAUUCUACCUAUGCCGAAAUAUCAAUGGCGCUUUCUAAGGAAAAAUUUAAUUGUCUAAGCGGACUAGCUUUCAAUUCCUAAAUCAACGAUUGUAAUUACAAACAUCUCGAUAAUAGACAGUAAUAAAUGGUCAUGUUGUACUAUUCUAUAACGUUUCUACUUGUUAUACGGCGUGAAACGUAAUAAAUAGAUAUGCUUAAUAA
This is a messenger RNA of Trachymyrmex septentrionalis, 1524 nucleotides long. Its product is annotated as endochitinase-like. Gene Ontology annotation, molecular function: chitinase activity; chitin binding. The record is from RefSeq and is a predicted model, not a curated record. The transcript has 5 exons. NCBI's taxonomy places the organism in Eukaryota, Metazoa, Arthropoda, Insecta, Hymenoptera, Formicidae. Gene Ontology annotation, cellular component: extracellular region. Gene Ontology annotation, biological process: chitin catabolic process; carbohydrate metabolic process. Bases 17 to 1177 code for a protein of 386 amino acids.